AUGUACUUCUUCCUCAGCCACUUGGCCCUCACUGACGUCUCCUUCUCCUCUGUCACUGUCCCUAAGAUGCUCAUGAACAUGCAGACUUGGCAACAAUCCAUCUCCUAUGAGGGAUGCAUUUCUCAGUUAUACUUUUUCAUACUUUUUGGUUAUCUUGACAACUUCCUUCUGGCUGUGAUGGCAUAUGACAGGUAUGUGGCCAUCUGUCACCCUCUGCACUACUCCACAAUCAUGAGUCAGGCACUGUGCAUGUUGCUGGUGGCUGGCUCCUGGAUGGUUACCUGUGUCCAUGCUCUUAUUCAUACCCUCCUCUUGGUCCGACUGUCCUUCUGUGCUGACAAUAUCAUCACCCACUUCUUCUGUGAGCUCACAGCACUCCUGAAGCUGAGCUGCUCAGACAUCUCCCUCAAUAAUCUGGUCAUCUUCACCGAAGGAGGAAUGCUUUACUUCCUGCCAUUGAGCAUUGUUUUGGGCUCAUACAUGCGUAUAGCAACUAUCAUCCUGAGGGUGCCCUCCGCUAAGAGACUCUCUAAAGCCUUUUCUACCUGUGGCUCCCAUCUCUCUGUGGUGUCUUUAUAUUACGGGACACUUGCUGGUAUUUACUUUUUCUCCUCAUCAUGGGGUUCCAAGGACAUAAUUGCUUCUGUCAUGUAUACGGUAGUUACCCCCAUGCUGAACCCCUUCAUCUAUAGCCUGAGGAGCAGAGAUAUAAAACAGGCCUUAGAGAUGUGUAUGAAUAGGUUUAACUUUUUAAAGUGGCAAUCACUAAAUCCUCUUGUUGCAGUCAGGAGCACAAGGAGAUAG
This is a messenger RNA of Eptesicus fuscus (big brown bat), 804 nucleotides long. RefSeq names its product olfactory receptor 1J4-like. The record is from RefSeq and is a predicted model, not a curated record. The transcript has a single exon. Bases 1 to 804 code for a protein of 267 amino acids. Gene Ontology annotation, biological process: G protein-coupled receptor signaling pathway. Gene Ontology annotation, molecular function: G protein-coupled receptor activity; olfactory receptor activity. Lineage: Eukaryota; Metazoa; Chordata; Mammalia; Chiroptera; Vespertilionidae. Gene Ontology annotation, cellular component: membrane.